AUGUAUCUUUCGAUGUUUAGUUACUUAUCGUCUAGUGACUGUGUAAGUUACUUAAAACUCCCUAGACCUGAUAAAAACCAGGUGGUUGAUAUUCCUUGUAGCUCGCAGGCAAGUGAAAAGGCGAGACAGGUGUUAGUUUGUCCUCGGCCCUCAACCGUGAGUAAAAAAAAAGCAAAUAAAAAAAAAGAAGAAUACUUACAUUCAAGUACGUCCGGUUUUUCCUUCGCGGCAAUGGUACGCGAACAAUCUCGUGAUUUCUUACAGACAUCGAAGCGAGGUGAGAUCAGAAUGCGGGAGGAAGAACUCGAGAUAUCACUCAAGGUGGUCAUAGUAGGAAAUGGUGCAGUCGGCAAGUCCUCGAUGAUCCAAAGAUUUUGUAAAGGAACGUAUACAAGAGAUUAUAAAAAAACUAUAGGUGUAGAUUUUUUAGAACGAGAAAUAGAAGUCGAUGGAGAAGAUGUAAGACUAAUGUUGUGGGAUACUGCUGGCCAAGAAGAAUUUGAUGCAAUUACAGCGGCUUAUUAUCGCGGUGCUCAUGCGUGUGUUUUGGCGUAUUCAUCAACAGACCGGGAUUCCUUUGACGCCAUUCCAUCUUGGAAACUCAAGGAAAAGAAUGAGUGUGGAGAAAUCCCAACAGUCUUGGUGCAAAACAAGAUUGAUCUCGUCGAUCAGUGUCAAAUAGAUCCAAAUGAAGCUGAGAGACUAGGCCGAGCCUUGGGUUGUAAACUCCUACGUACAUCCGUCAAGGAAGACGUGGGUGUAGUGAGCGUUUUUAGGCAUCUGGCUUCAAAAUGUUUGAUAGAAAUGCGCAGGUGUGAAGACGACUAUCAAGAUGACUUGAGAUUGUACUCAUCAGGACCACGAUCACCUUCUGUUAUCAGUGCUUUUAGUCCAAAUGAAUGUACAGGUCGUAACACCGGAAAUGGAACAAUUGUCCUCCGACCGAGUGGUAGAACUCGACACCACAAAAAGAAAAACUUUGUCAAGAAUGUCUGUAGACUCUUGUGA
Cotesia congregata is the source of this 1008-nucleotide messenger RNA. Lineage: Eukaryota; Metazoa; Arthropoda; Insecta; Hymenoptera; Braconidae. The record is from the annotation of a GenBank genome assembly.